Messenger RNA from Plasmodium vinckei vinckei, 3666 nucleotides. Its product is annotated as WD repeat-containing protein, putative. Lineage: Eukaryota; Apicomplexa; Aconoidasida; Haemosporida; Plasmodiidae. The coding region runs from base 1 to 3666 and encodes 1221 amino acids. The record is from RefSeq and is a predicted model, not a curated record. Gene Ontology annotation, molecular function: dynein light chain binding; dynein heavy chain binding. Gene Ontology annotation, cellular component: outer dynein arm. Gene Ontology annotation, biological process: cilium movement; outer dynein arm assembly. The transcript has 9 exons.
AUGGAGGAAGGUUUAGGCACUAUUAAAAAAAUAAAAAACAACAUCAGUAAAAUUUAUUUUAACAAGUCAAAUAAGAAAAAUGGGGAUUUUAAAGAUGAUCACAUUGAAAUAAUUUUGGAUAAUAAAAAUAUAACUCCAAAGCCAAUAUAUUUUAACUUUCAAGAAAUCGAGACAAAAAAAUCUUUUGACCGAAUCGAUCAACUACUUAAGCAUUUCGAUACCAAGCCUGAUCAUGACGAACAAAGAAAAAAUUUGGAAAUAUCAAAUGAAGACGAUCAAUCAAGAAAUAUUAAAAAUGCCAAUUUAAAUGGUUUUGAAAAUUUGCAUUUACAUAAAGACACUAAUCGAACUAAUUAUUCAGAAUAUGAGCAAUAUGAAAAGGAAAUUUUAAAUUUUUAUGAUGAAAUCCUUUUAACUGAAACGGAAACGAUAAACUUAUUGAACAUACCAAACAUAUUAAAGGAUUCUGAAGAAGACAAAAUGCAAGCUCAGAAAACAAAUGAAAAAUAUGAAAAAUUAUUAAGCAAUGACGAAAGUAAUUGCAUAAAUAAGUCCAUGCAAACAUUAAAUGUCUUCAAAAAAAAUAAAGAUGUUUAUGUCUCUAUUAUUAACAAGCAAAACAAUUAUUCCCAAACGAAUUUAUACGAAUUACACAAGUUAACUAUGCGAAACUCAUCCAACAUACCCGAAUUUCUCCACAAAAAAUUUAUAAAAUACAGAAAUAAAAAAUUUAAAAAAAUAAUGGAUGAAUAUGGAGAUUUCUUAAACAUUAACGAAAGAAUAAUUUUAAAAAAAAAUAUGUGGGUUCAAGUUGUUGACAAAAAUGUUGUUGAUAAUAAACAAACAACAAUUAUACCAAAGUCGUUUUAUAAAUCGAAAAAAACUAACACAUCUCUUUUUAACACUUUGUUUUCAACAAAAAAUACGUCUAGAAGCUUAUCAAAUAAAAGUAGAACAUCUAGAUCGAAGGGAAAAUUUAAAAACAUGAAAACGAUGAAGUUUUUGACCAGCAGCUUUAGUGAAGAUGAAUAUUUAAUAAAGUCUAUAAUUAAAAAGAAAAAAGAACAAGGUGAUGAUCAAGAUGGACAAGAAAAUAAUAUUGAAGAUGAUGAUAAUAAUUUACCAUGGAAAAUAAAUAAUAAAAAAAAAAUGUUAAAUAAAGAAAAUUUUAUAUUACUAUUAAAAACGCUAGAAAAAUGUAUAAUACAAAAUAUUUAUUAUUAUGAGCAAAUGCUUUAUAAAAAUAUUCACUUAAGUUAUAUUAAAGAUUUCAGGAAAAAUAACAAUAUUAAAAUGUUUGAUGGUGAAAAUUACGAUGUUCUUACCAAUCUGAAUAUUAAUUAUAAAAAGAAAAAAACUAUUAUAAGAACAAAGAUUAAAAAAAAUAUUAAAAAGAUAAUUAAUUUUUAUCAGAUUAAUAAAUAUAUAGACACUGUAGAAAAUUUUAAGAUACCUGCAAAAUGUGAUCCAAGUAAUGAAAAUAUAAAUACUAUUGUUAAUCCAAUAAAAAAAAAAUUGCGUUCUUUGCCAAAAGGGAAAAAGGGAAUUAUAUCUAAGCGAAUUAUGGCUAGUAAACUAAGAUUUAAAAUAAGAAACAAAGCUCGAAAAAGGACAGAACAAAUAAAAGACAAGGAUCAAAUUAUAGAUGAUACCAAUAUUAAUGGUGAUUAUAAACUACAAAAUAAAGGCAUAAAUGAUCAAAAUCCAGAUGAAGAAAGCACGAAUUCUAUCUUAAAAAAAAAGGCAAAUGAUGAUAAAACAAAUGAGUGGGACCAAGAAAUAUUAAGUAUCAUUAUAAAUCAUAAUAAUAAUGAAGAUAAGCUAAAAAAAAUAAGCAUGUUAAUUGAAGACGAUGUUUUUAAAGAUAAUAAUACAGGUGUUAAUACCAUUUCCAAUGAUGAAACAAAGAAUGAUCAAAAUUUUGAAAAACCUAAAAAUUACGAGAAAAAAAAAUUGUCACAUAUAUUAAAAAAAAAAAAAAAAUUCAUGUCGAUUAAUGGAAAUAGAAUAAAAAUAAAAAGAGAAGUUAAACAAAAUUAUUGUAUUUACAAUAGUAUGAGUGAUAAUGAUGAUAUGGAAAUUAAUAUAAGUUGUCUAGAAAAUGCAUAUAAAAAAGAAAAUAUAGAAACACAGUAUAAAAAUAAUACACUAUAUAAUUAUAAAAGAAAAGAAUAUAUAAAAAAUAUAUCAAUCGAUAAAUUAUUUCAAUUUCAUUAUAAGAAUUUAGAAAAAAAUGUAACCUCAAUAGAUACAAAUAAGUUUUAUGAAGAUUAUAUAACAGCUAGUUAUUCAAAUACAUUAGACAUUGGAAAUUUCCAAAAUAGUAAAGGAAAUAUUGCCAUAUUUAGUUUCAUCAAUCCAACAUAUCCUAUAAAAUUGUAUAAUUUAAAUACAAGUGUCAUGAAAGUUAAGUACUCUAAUAGUAACCCAAGUAUUUUAGUAGCUGCUUUAUGUAAUGGUCAUAUAAAUAUUUACGAUAUACGAAAUAAUGAUAAUAAUCCUGUUUUAAAAUCAACAAUGAUAAAAAAUUAUGAUAAUUGCUUUGAACCUAUUUAUGAUAUAUCAUUUAAAAAUUCAUAUACUUCUAAUUCUAUUAAUGAAUGCGUUUUUUAUUCUGCUCAUGAAAAUGGAUCAGUAUAUCAAUGGGACAUACAAAAGGAAUUAAACAAUAAAGAAAUAUUAUAUUUAAAAAAUAAAAAAAAUCAUUUAUACACUGAUUUAUCUUCUAUAUUUCAAAAUAAAAGUCUUGCAAGCAAACCAUUCAAUUCAUCAUUAACAUGCAUAGACAUCGAUAAUUAUAUGCAACAUGAUGAAGAUUUUAUUAUCAGUAAUAUUGAGAAAAAAAAUUCAACAAACAAUUUUCAUAAAAAUGAAAAAAACGAUAAUGGAUACAAUCCAAACAAUAGUAAUAUUAAUAAUAACAAUGAUGAUAAUACAAAUAAAGAGGAAAUAGAUUUGUCAAAUAAUAAUAUUCACCAUUUAAAUGAUACAGAAAAAUAUAAAGACGUAGAGGAUCUUGAUUUUGUUAAGUCUAUUUCUAAGGAAGAGGAAUUAUCGAACCAUUACAAAAACAUAACAAAAAAUAUUAUAGAUAAAACAAUAAAACCAAUUCAUUCGUAUUACUAUGUUGGAACAAAGAAUGGAAUAAUAUACCGAUGCAAUAGUUGCUAUCAGAAAUCCUUCUUAAAUUAUUAUUAUGCACAUUUUGGAUCUGUUAAUAGAAUUAAGAUAAAUCAAUUUGACCAUGAUAUAUUCUUAAGUGCAGGAGAAGAUUCGACAGUUAAAUUGUGGAAUAAAUUUUCGAACAAACAAAUCACAACUUUUAAAUCUAAGAAUUCAUAUUCAUCAAUUAAUGAUAUAUUAUGGUUACCCAAUAAUUCGACAUCAUUCUUCAGUUGCUCAGAUGAUGGACGUGUUGAAUUAUGGGAUUUUGACUUUUUAUCAAAAGACCCAUUAGUUAUUUUUUAUCCGAAUGUUAUGGAAUCUUCCAAAAUGAUUUCAUUAGAAAUGUUCAACAAAAAUGAUAUCUUGUUGUGUGGAGAUAAUUUAUCAAAUGUGUUUAUGAUCAAAAUAAUGAAUUUGGUUGAUCAAGAAUAUGACAAUUAUGAGCAAAAGGCCAAGUUGGCAAAUUGUCUAAAGCACUUGGAUACCUACGAUUACUUCUAA